This is a messenger RNA of Abrus precatorius (Indian licorice), 1988 nucleotides long. Its product is annotated as type IV inositol polyphosphate 5-phosphatase 6-like. The transcript has 7 exons. Gene Ontology annotation, molecular function: phosphatidylinositol-3,4,5-trisphosphate 5-phosphatase activity; phosphatidylinositol-4,5-bisphosphate 5-phosphatase activity; inositol-polyphosphate 5-phosphatase activity. The record is from RefSeq and is a predicted model, not a curated record. The coding region runs from base 250 to 1608 and encodes 452 amino acids. Gene Ontology annotation, biological process: phosphatidylinositol dephosphorylation. NCBI's taxonomy places the organism in Eukaryota, Viridiplantae, Streptophyta, Magnoliopsida, Fabales, Fabaceae.
ACCCACUUGCCUACUUGUCUUUUGACUUCAAAUAUUUGCCUCAUUUUCCUCUCUCGUGUUUAACGCUCAAACACUAACCCCAUAAUUAGCUACCUCUUUUUUGUCACUUCUUCUCUUUAGCAUAGGGCGAUCAACACAAUAAACCUUGCACAAAAUAUCCAAUUAAGAUGGAAAUAAUAUUCAAUUAAGCUUCCAUCUUAAUUGAAUAUUUUGUGUGAAGAAAUUGAAGACUCUACCUCCCUUCUUGCCAUGGAUCACAAGUCAAGAUAUCAAAGGAUACGCGAUUGGUUUAGUAGCAAGCAAAAGGAAGACAAGCCAUCAUAUGGUUUCAAAGAAAUUGAAGAUGGAGUAGAAAAUGAAAGUGAUGACUACAGGAUCGAUCUUUCUCUUCGGUCAUUGGAAUUGGAUCCAUGCAUUUCAACAAACAAGCUAAGGAUAUUUGUUGGUACUUGGAAUGUUGCUGGCAGAUCUCCAGUUGGAAGCUUAGCUGUUGACUUGGAUGAGUGGUUAAAUCUAAAGAAUGCUGCAGAUAUAUAUGUUCUUGGGUUUCAAGAGAUUGUACCUUUAAAGACUUUAAAUGUGAUAGGAGCAGAGGACCAAGGUGUGGCAACAAGAUGGAACCAACUAAUAGGAAGAACACUAAAUACCAAGUUUGGAUGCCCAUGGAUGACACCAAUGUUGAAUUCAUCAAUAUCAUCAAACGAUGAUGAAAAUAAUUACAAGUAUGAAAACAGUGAAGGUAGCAACAAGUACACACUAGUGGCAAGUAAAAAGAUGGUUGGAGUGUUCAUUAGUGUGUGGCUAAGGCAAGAGUUGAUGAGAAAAUAUUGCAUUUCAAAUGUGAGAGUUUGUUCAGUGGCAUGUGGAGUGAUGGGGUAUUUGGGAAACAAAGGAUCAGUGGCAGUUAGCAUGUCAAUUGAAGGGACAAGUUUUUGUUUUGUGGUGGCACACUUAGCAUCAGGGGAAAAGAAGGGUGAUGAAGGAAGAAGAAACCAUCAGGUUUUGGAGAUUUUUAGGAGAACAUGCUUCCCUAGGACCACAAAACAUCAUCAUUAUCCUCUAACCAUUUUAGGCCACGACCGAAUAUUUUGGUUGGGGGAUCUCAACUAUAGGUUAUAUUUGGAGGACAACUUUGCGAGGCAAUUAAUAAGAAAGCAAGAUUGGAAGGCUUUACAAGAAUAUGACCAACUUCAGAAAGAACUAGAAGAAGGUGGAGUUUUCGAGGGUUGGAAAGAAGGUAACAUUGAAUUCGCCCCCACAUAUAAAUACUCAUCCUCCACUUCCAAUAGAUACUCUGGUGCCCUUCCAAGCAAAUCCUGGGAAAAGCAAAGAACUCCAGCAUGGUGUGAUAGAAUCCUAUGGUAUGGUAAAGGAGUGGAGCAACUUCACUAUUUUCGAAGUGAAAGCAAGUUCUCUGAUCAUCGUCCCGUUUCAGCUAUUUUCUCUACACAAAUUGAAAUUAAAUCAUCUAACAGAGGACUUGUGGAAUUGCACAAUAUGAAUAUCCCCCCAACAAUGUUGCACCCCAAUCAUGGGAUGAACACAGGAGAUGAAGAUGCAAAAUCUUCCUUGUUGUCAUUGAUAAUAAAGGAUGUACAAGGCUGCUAGCACAAGCAAAUAAAACUCCAGAUUAGAAGGAUGACACAGGCUUUUUCAACCAGGUUAAUGGUCAUCACAAAAAUGACAAAUAAUUGGUUUCCUAAAACUCAUCAUUUUUUUUAAUAUCAGGAUUUGGAAGGUUAAUAUUAGAUGGCAAGGCAUGGUAAAUACAAUUGCUGUUGAUAAUCUAGAUGGGUCUUAGAUCUAAUAUGGAAAAGGUGUUACAAAGUCAGAGAAAAAAUUAUAAAUAUAAAUAUUGUGAAGUAUACAUAUAUCAUUGAUCAGUAACGAACGCAAUCUACUGAAAGACAAAUAUUAGAAAGAAUACUCAGCAUAUGGUGUUCUCCAACUUUUCUGUUUCUAUGCAAAAUAUGCCCAAUUCAUCAUUG